AUGGGAUUAGGCGUGUGUGAUGUGCGGAAAUCGCCUUUAAACUAUUACAUGCCACAAUGCCCGGGCAUUCUAGGCCCUUUCGACCCGCCGUACAUAACUACAGGGCGUGGACCAGGCAUACUAGGCCUCUUCGACCAGCCGUACAGAACUAGGGGGCGUGGACCAGGCAUACUAGGCCUCUUAGACCAGCCGUACAGAACUAAGGGGCGUGGACCAGGCAUACUAGGCCUCUUCGACCAGCCGUACAGAACCAGGGGGCGUGGACCAGGCAUACUAGGCCUCUCCGACCAGCCGUACAAAACCAGGGGGCGUGGACCAGGCAUACUAGGCCUCUUCGACCAGCCGUACAGAACUAGGGGGCGUGGACCAGGCAUACUAGGCCUCUUCGACCAGCCGUACAGAACUAGGGGGCGUGGACCAGGCAUACUAGGCCUUUUCCACCAGCCGUACAGAACUAGGUGGCGUGGACCAGGCACACUGGGCCUUUUCGACCAGCCAUAUCCAACCAAAGCAAGCGCACAAGGCGCAUCAGGUCUUAUUGACCAGCGUAACAAACAACUGAAAGAGUAUCGGAUCCUGUGGGCAAGGUUCACUUGGAAUCGAGACAGUAACGCCAUCGCUAUCAAC
This is a messenger RNA of Iphiclides podalirius (scarce swallowtail), 627 nucleotides long. The record is from the annotation of a GenBank genome assembly. Lineage: Eukaryota; Metazoa; Arthropoda; Insecta; Lepidoptera; Papilionidae.